Messenger RNA from Anolis sagrei ordinatus, 3111 nucleotides. Lineage: Eukaryota; Metazoa; Chordata; Lepidosauria; Squamata; Anolidae. The record is from RefSeq and is a predicted model, not a curated record.
GGAUAGACAUAGGUUCCCUGAGAGAGGAGAAGUAAGAGAGAAGGGAGAAAAGAAGUAACCAAGGGCUGGAGACAAACAAAACCAGAAAAGCAACUGAUACCAUUUGAAGACUACGAGGUAUCAACGAGCACCAAGGAUGGAGUUUUUCUUUGGCACCAAGAUGGACUUCAGUGGAGCCUUCACCAUUCUUUUGGCCAUGGCCAUAUCAUGCCUUCUCUUUCUCCAUUUCUCCUCCAAAAAGAAGUAUCGGACCCUGCCUCCGGGACCCACUCCACUGCCUUUCAUUGGCAACAUGCACCAAGUGGAUGUUAAAGAGCUGAUCAAUUCUCUGAAAGAGCUCAGCAAGACCUAUGGUCCGAUGUACACCUUCUACUUGGGCUCUCGACCAUGUGUGGUCCUGUCUGGCUACCAGGUGCUCAAAGAGGCCUUGAUUGACAAGGCAGAAGAGUUCAGUGGCCGAGGUGACUUCCCUGCUGUCCAGAUGUGGAGCAAAGGAAAUGGAAUCGUGUAUGGCACUGGAGAGUGUUGGAGGCAGUUGCGCAGGUUUGCUAUCACCACUUUCAAGAACUUUGGGAUGGGAAAGCGAUCUAUGGAAGAGCGGAUCAAGGAGGAGGCCCAAUUCCUGGUAGCUGAAUUCCACAAAAUGGAAGGGAAACCCUUUGACCCCACUUUCUGCUUGAGCUGUGCUGGUUCCAACAUCAUCAGCACUCUAGUUUUUGGAGAUCGGUUCGAAUACACCGACGAAAAGUUCCUGACAUUGCUUGACCUCAUCAACAACAACUGGAAGCUGAUGAGCUCAACCUGGGGGCAGAUGCUGUUCACCUUCCCAAAGAUCAUGAAACACAUCCCUGGCCCUCAUCAGCAGAUCUACAAGAACUACCUGAAGCUGGCAGCGUUUGUGGGGGAACGUCUGGAAAUGAACAGGCAGACUCUGGACCCCAAUUCACCACGGGAUUUCAUUGACUGUUUCCUCAUCAAAAUCCAGCAGGAAAAGAACAACCCGAACACCUAUUUCAAUGAAGACACCAUGUCAAAGACCACUGUGAACCUUUUCUUUGCUGGGACAGAGACUGUCAGCUCGACCUUGAAAUAUGGGCUCCGCAUUCUCCUGAGGCACCCUGAAGUGGAAGAGAAACUCCAUGAAGAAAUUGACCGAGUCAUUGGGCCUAACCGCAGUCCAUGCAUGGAAGAUCGGAUCCGGAUGCCAUACACGGAUGCCGUCAUCCAUGAAAUCCAGCGCUACGCUGACAUUGUUCCCAUGGGAGUGCCCCAUACGAUCACGCGGGAGAUUGACUUCCGUGGAUACACCCUCCCCAAGGAUCUCAACAUCAUCCCAUUGCUCUGCACAUCUCAGUUUGACCCAACACAGUUCAAGAACCCAAACCACUUUGACCCAACCCAUUUCCUGGAUGAGAAUGGGCGGUUCAAGAGGAAUGAUGCAUUUAUGGCUUUCUCUGCAGGGAAGCGAGUGUGCCUGGGUGAAAACCUUGCCCUCAUGGAACUGUUCAUCUUCCUCACCACCAUCUUGCAGAACUUCAAGCUGAAACCCCUGAUGGACCCCAAGGACAUUGACAUCACUCCAGAGUCCACUGGGCUGGGGAGCAUCCCUCGACCCUACAAAUUUUGCCUCCUGCCCCGAUGAACCCCACCCCAACUUGUGGAGAAGGAUAGCUAGCUCAUUCCCAUUUCAUCUGCCCUCCAGAUGCUGAGGAAAAGCUCUGCUUCCUCCUCCGUCUCUGAGUUGGUUUCCUUCUUGAGCUAGGAAGCUGCUCCCCUUGCAUCAUUGCUUUUUUGGUUGCUUUCCAUUCUCUUAUCUGAUGUUGAAACAGGUCCUCCUCACCUCUUUCCCAACAACACUCCUCCACCACCCUCCACCCUUCACCAUUUGUUGAUUCCAGAGGUCCUGCUGAUAAAAGAUAACCUUAAUCUUUCUCAGGUCCACACCCACCUUCUCUUCUUACUUUGGAUCAAUUCCCUCCUUUGAUGUUGUCAUGAGGAGUAGCAUGUUCCUCUGUUUUUCCAUAGUUGAGGAGCAUGAUGGGGAAAUUGGAUUUGUCUUCAUGACGUGCUGAUGGACUUCCCCUUGGUCUCUGUAGGACCAGAGAGGCCUCCUUUGCUCUAUCCAAGUAGGAGUGUUUGAGUCCUUACAUAUAUGGUUGGUUCCUCUCUUCGUCUCCCUUCAGGCUCCAUGCUUGGCUUCUCCAACCUGUUUGUGAAAAGCUUUUAAGUGAUCAGUGGAAGAUUCAAACUGAUUUACUACUAGGGUUGAAUGAAAAGUAAUGCCUCCACCUUCGUAACUCCUCAACAGAUGGCAGUACUGGUAUGCGGCAGGUACUGGUUUGUUCAGUAGACUCUCCUCUACAGUUCCAUUUUGGCGGGAAGCCUUAGCAUUGAAUGGUUGUGUUGUUAAAGUGCGAUGUAUGGAACCCUGUGCAGACGGUCAGUCAAUACAACUUAAGCAGUGUGUAGUCAUUGAAUUCUUGACAGCAGAAGGUGUCACCCAAAGGGGAUACAUCAGAGAAUGCAAGCUGUUUAUGGUGAUUGUGUUGAUGUGAGUACUGUGUGUCAUUGGAUGAGAAAGUUUAAAGAUAUUGAGGUGGGAACAUCUGACUUGCAUGACAAACAAAGAGUUGGACAUCCUGUGACAGCAACCACUGAGUUUCACAAGCAAAAGGUUGACAGAUUGAUUCAAGACAAUUGUCGUAUCACUCAGAGAGAAAUUUCAAGCAUAGUCAGCAUUUCACAAGAACAUGUGGGUCACACUAUUGCUUUGCUUGGCUAUUUCGAAGAUCUGUGCACAAUCGGUUGCGAAAAUAGAUUGUUGACUUCUUCCAUGACGGCUUCAGGAAACUUCUUCAUUGUCGGCAGAAAUGUAUCCAAUUGUCUUGUGAUUAUGUGGAAAAGUGAAUAGUGGUAGUUAAAGAGCACAUUCUAAGGAUUAUUUCUGCAUUUGAUUUAUUAAAAUAUUCCCAUCCAAACCCAAGUAACGAAGGUGGAGGCAUUACUUUUCAUUCAACCCUUGUAUAUUUAGGCAAGGCUUUCCUAACCUGAUAGUUUCAUUUCAUUUGCACAUAUCUUGCUUUGAAUAAAAAAAUGCUCAAACAGCAUAAA